GCGUCGUUAUCGUCCCGGAACAAUAACAAUAACAGUGUUAUUGUUGUUGCGCGAGUAUUGCGCGUAUUUACCACCACCACCGCAGCCGAACGAAUAACAGUCAUCGCGUUAUUACGUAUUAUCGAGGGUCAUCGCUCUGAUGCGCUUCGUCACGGAUUCCGACGACCGAAACGUCCGUCCGUCGCUAUUAUUGUCCACCCACCGACGACGACCGCGGGGGCCUCGCCGUACGGGCUGAUAACGUCGGUGGCGGCGAACCUUAUCAACGAAACGCCAGCGAGCCACAGAACAAUAGUCGCCGUACAUUUCCAUAAUAAUAUCAUAACUAGCGGUUCGUAGCAACAAAUUAUCAUCGUUAUUACUACUUUAUCAUCGUCGUCAUCAUCAUCAUCGUCGUCGUCGUUAUUAUUUUAAUUGGAAUACACCGUGCGAUACAGUGGAAUUAAUUAAUAAUUAUCGUUCGUCGGGGAUUACACAACGCGCGCGCACACGUACGUCACACUCGCGGCGACGACGACGACCAAUUGGAUCGACUUUCGUGGUUCGUUUGCGUAAACUUAUCGUACACCUUUUCGUCUCUUGUUGUUUUUAUUUUUUUUCACCGUAAUUCCCGCGUCGUUUGCAUACCGUUCUUUUUUUGUUGGUAUAUCCGAUAUCGUAGGUUUGGCAGAGUAGCACGUCCGCGCGGCGAAAUCGUUUGCUCACCGUGUGUGAGCUGCCCCUUUUGUGUUUGGCGCGCGCGUGUGUUUUUACGCCGCAGAACUGACCGGCAAAGGAUUCGUCACAACGGUCCGUGUAAUUUGUGGCCUGCCGAAAACAAGUAGUCGAGGACAUAACAUACCAAGUGCUACUAAGCAACACCACUCCCAUUCGUGUCGACAGCAAACAUCAUGACUGAAUCCAUGCUGUCUUAAGCUGGUGAGCAAGUGCAGUAACCUAAAGCUUUGUAUUUAACACGCAGCAUCAGUAGCGUCUACUCACAUCCUCUACACUACAGUCACUACUCCUAAAAUGAAGGUUUUAGUAUUGUAUGAUUUUGUGGGUGAACCCGGCUCAUCAGAAUUAUCAGUAACUGCUGGUGAGACACUGGUGGUAACCCGACAAGAUGUUGGUGAGGGCUGGUGGGAAGGAACAAACACAUCUGGCCGCACAGGCUUGUUUCCAGCUGCAUAUGUUGAGGAAAUCAAAACUAAGGUGGAUGACAGAAAAGAUGAAAGCAAACCACCGCCAGCUUUACCACCUCCACCGUUACCGCCAUCAACAGAUCCAUGGGAAGUUGAUGAUCAAAAUGAAUUUUAUUCACAAGUUCCUGGCAGUCAAAAUCAGCAACAGGCAUAUCCACAUCAGCAGUCACCUGAUGAUUAUUAUGAUGAUGAAUGGGACGACGAUUCUGAAUAUGGUGGUGGAAGCACUGUGACUUCAUCUGCUCCUAUACCACCAACUAUUCAGUAUCCACCUAUAGGAACAAAAACGACAUCAAUAAGGAAAACAGCAGGCAAGACAGCUGCAACAACUGGUGGCAGCAGUUCUCGGUUUUCCAAGUUGGUAGGUGGUGGUGAUGCAUCAUAUAUAAUGGGUGCCAUUCAGCCACCCAUCCACUUACCCGAUACAGAAAACAUUACAAUUGUUGUGCGUGGUGGUACUGGUGGUGGCCCCAUGGCAGUGGAUGUUGAAUGGUGCCGAGACCCAGAUAAUGAACCACACGGAUACCAGUGUGUGGUGGCAUCUCCAAAGAAGGAAACAAAACUCAAAGGCUUGAAAUCGUUUAUUGCAUACCAAAUAACUCCUACGUUUAACAAUAUUCAAGUAUCCAGGAGGUACAAGCACUUUGAUUGGUUACAUGAACGGUUAUUAGAAAAGUACUGCUGUCUAGUUCCAAUUCCGCCAUUACCAGAUAAACAAAUUUCAGGUCGAUACGAAGAACAAUUCAUUGAACGUCGUAAACAGCAAUUACAGGCAUUUGUAGAUGCAGUAUGCCGACAUCCUGUAUUAUCACGGGGUUGGGUAUGGCGGCAACACUUUAUCACAUGUACGGAUGAGAAACGUUGGAAGUCAGGCAAGCGGAAGGCUGAGUCACGGAAUACGAGUGCCGAGACCCUCACUGGGGCUAAUGUAUUUUUUGUGAUUAGAGUAAUGCCUGCAGAUGGUAGUAAUGACCCCCCUCCAUCUAUCAACCCAGCAAUAUUAGAUCGUGAAGUAGAAGGAUUUCAGAGAUUUGUGACUGGAUUAGAAGGAGCACUGAAGAAUAUGGCACAAACGGUUGCAGAACAAUCAAAACGUAUGCAAACAUGUUAUAAACGUGAUGCUCAACGAUUAGGCCAGUCAUUUUACAUGUUGGGUCACGCGUAUAGUGGAGCAUCAUCUUCAUCAAUAGGAGAUACUAGUGGUAAUGGCAAUGUGAUAAGUCUAACUACCCGACAACUGAUGACGGCUCUGAAAAAAACUGGUGAUGUAUACAAUGAGAUGGGUGGCCGGCUGAUGGAUGAGUUACCUGCCGCAGGAUGGGACUCAUUUGCUGACAUGCUACACGUGUACCGUGGUGUUGCAGGGGCGUUUCCUGAUAUAUUAGCUGUACACAAGAGUGCUGUGCAGAAACGGAAAGAAUGUGAAAGACAAUACUCUGAAGGUAUACCAAUUGGUGGUAGCGGUGGUGAUGGAGCUGGAGGAUCCAGUAGUGGAGCAGGUUCUGGUAGUGGUGGAACCACAGCAGUGACUGACCCAGAACAACAGAGACGACUACUGCGUGAGAUGCAACGUCGUACUGAUAUAGUGUCAUAUGCCCUGUUAGCAGAGAUAAAUCAAUUUCAUCGAGACCAUGUACUCGGCCAAAUGGCUGGCCAUGUUCGUCAACUAUUGCGCAACCAGAUCGAAUAUUACAGAAAAAUUGCUGACAAUUUAGAAAAUGUUUUACACAUGUACCCCGAUAAUGGCGAUGAAGACUCUUUAGGAGUUGGAAUGGACCAUCAUUAUGACCAACAACAAUACAACCAAGGAAUAAUUGAUGAUAACUCAUCUUAUCAACACCAGUAUUAUUCAAAUCAGUAGUAGUUAUAGUAACUUAAUGGAAUUGGUAAUAUAAAGCAUGGUAAAUAACUAGAAUGCAAUUGUUUUUAAAACUGCUAAUACUCACGUAUAACAUAUACCUAUAAUAUAUUAGGUAUCACGAUUAAUUUUUUAACUAUUUGUAACCGUAGCCCACUAAUAUCACUGAAAUAAACUGUUCUUAUUCUUAUUAAAAUAAUAUUUUUGGGGGAAUCCACAUUAUAACUCCUGCUACUACUUUUACCAUUAUUAUCCCUAAAUUAAGCAUUUUAGUUUUAAUUAUACUUGAUUAUUUUUUAUUUUUUAUUUUUUUGUUCUAUAUUAUUGUGUUCAAAUUAUUACCAUGUAUUAGUUAUAUUACUAUGCUUUUGCCCAUUAUUAUUAUUGAUAUUACUAUUGGUUGGAUUUAUAUUCUUUUCAAUGUAUAAAAUAUUGUUUUUAAGUUUUUGUAAAAGUCACCAGUUUGACAUAUACAAAUAUCAUAUAAAUGAUUCAACUACCAAAGCAUACUGCAUAUGUUGAUAAUUGUUGAUACUUGUUAAAAUUAUAGAAAUAUUAAAUAGUGAUAUUCUAUUCUCAAAUUAAGAAGACAACUUGACAGCAACUUUGCCAGGGGCAUGGCUUUACUACACAGCAGACAUACAGAUAGUUAACUCUAGUGGCAUUUUUUUUCUGAUUUUUCGUGGUUCAAAUAUUUAAAUUAAAACUUGGUUUUUGUCAAUUAUGAAGAAAAAGGUGAAUUUACAAUUACUUUUUACGUUCAAUAUUUUAUAUAUGCUAAUACUUUUUUCAGCAUAUUAUAUCAUAUUUAAUAUCAACAUUAUUAUAAAUGUAAUGUACUCGUAUACUAUUUAUAAUCAAAGAUAUUAUUUAAUUAAGUAUGCUUAUAACUAUUUUUAAUACUUAAAAAUUGUAAACGACAAUUAUGGAGGUGGGUGGUUCCUAAAAUUGUUUUUGUCUCAUGAAUGAAAAAUGUUCACGCCAGACCACUGCCCUACGAGAACUAGUUGCCUUGGGGUUAACUUUUUGAUUGUAAUGAAGUAUAAUUAAUUAUUUGAUUUAACACCUAAUAUUUUUUUUAAAUCUGAAAGAUCAUAGCUGAUUUAGAAUUAUCCUAAUAGUUUUAAUAGUUUUUAAUAUAUUAGUAAAAUAAUAUAUUUAUUUUAAAUCCUUUGUAAAACUCAGUUGUCAGAUGAAUUUUAAAAAAGAAAUUAAUUCUGAAGAUCUGAAAUUUUUACAAUAUUUUUUUUAUUAUAUUUGAAUAAUUAAGAUUUGUUAAAAUAUCCAAAUUUUCCUUAUAUGUACUGACCAAAAGAAUAUGUAAUUACUUGUACUAACAUUUUAAUGUAAAUAAUAUAUUUCCAUUGAUAACAGAUAACAUCUAAGAAGUGAUAAUUUUGACUUGAAACUUAUUAUUGUUGGGACCAUUUUUUAUUAUUAUUAUUAUUAUUAUUAUUAUAAGCUACCAUUGUAUGAAUUUUUCCAAUUUAAAUCAUAACAUUUGUUUUACUUAUUUAUUUAUAAUAUAAUUCUAGGAAUAUAGAUAUAUUUAUUAUAUAAUCUAUACUAUGUAGGUACAUAUAUUUAUUUUACAUGUGCCAUCAUAAUGGGUGUUAAUUAUUACGUUUAUAUGUAUGUAAGUGUGUACGAAACUGUGUAACUUAAAAGGGUAUUUGAAAUAUAUGUUAACUGAAUUUAUGUAUAAUAUACUCAUAUUAAAUAAUUUACUUAAAAUAAAUAUGUAUCCUGUGGCUA
This is a messenger RNA of Rhopalosiphum padi (bird cherry-oat aphid), 4797 nucleotides long. RefSeq names its product sorting nexin lst-4 (gene SH3PX1). Gene Ontology annotation, molecular function: phosphatidylinositol binding; protein binding. The transcript is spliced from 12 exons. The record is from RefSeq and is a predicted model, not a curated record. Gene Ontology annotation, biological process: endocytosis; plasma membrane tubulation; endosomal transport. Bases 1012 to 3045 code for a protein of 677 amino acids. NCBI's taxonomy places the organism in Eukaryota, Metazoa, Arthropoda, Insecta, Hemiptera, Aphididae. Gene Ontology annotation, cellular component: plasma membrane; cytoplasmic vesicle.